UCUCCCCUCUCUCUCUAAAACUCUGUCUCUCUCGACAGCUCUCUCUACAAAUACAAAGCACACCACCAACUAUAGAAAACUUAAGAGAAAUUUAUUUAUUAUUAUUCUAUUAUUAAAAUUUGUUUAUUAUUUUAAUUGUUUUUUUCUUCUUUGACUCUUUCUAGAUUUCGUGGUGCUGUUUUGAGGCUGUAGCUAUACGUUCCUGAUUUAUGAUACUGCAUCUGUAGCUGUGAGUGCUGACCGCUAAAGCACUUCAUUUGCUUCAUGUUUAGUAUUCCAAUUAGACGAGGAUGAUGUAAAUCUUAUGUACUUGGCUGGAUUGCAAACCAAAGUGUUUGAUGCUGUGACUUUUUUCCUUUAAUCAAGUUUGUUGCUUUCCCCAAAUUGCAGAGUAUUUCUUGCUUUUAAUGUUCUGUGGGGAAUAAAGAAGUUAGAAUAUUUGCCCAUAGCCCUUUGAGAAUUAAAUAUUAGCGAGACGUGGUGGUAUAAGCUUCUUUUGUUCAGUGUAUAUGCAAUUAUAUUUGAGAUGGGUUCUAAAGGAAGGCUGUUGUUUGAUCUUAAUGAACCCCCUUCUGAGGAUGACCAGAACAAUGAUGGUGUCCUCUGUUUCCAGCCUCAGAGAGCAGUCCCCUCUUCUAGUACCAAGACUUCUGAGUUUUUGGCAUCCUCUGUUGAUCCUCCGGGGAUAGUAAACAAUCAUGCUUUUUCCCAUGCUUCUUCUGUUUCAGGUUUUCAGCCCUUUGUACGGUUGAAAGGUGCAGAGGCAUCUAGAGCUCCUGAGGAACAGAAGAGUGCUGGGGCCUCAACUUCCAGUGGUGCUUCAUUGUCUAAAUCAAGUCAGGAACAUGUAUUGAAGGCUGUGCUCCAGCCAGAUCUGAACUCUCUCGAUAUGCAAACUGCUGAAAAGGAAGAAGGUGAAUGGUCUGAUGCAGAGGGUUCAACAGAUGCAUAUAAAAAUUUGGGGAUCAAUGAUAAGUUGAAUACUGAUGUUGAUAAAGCUACGCAUGAGAAAUCAGCAGUUGAGCCGGUGAGUAAUAGUGAUAAAGUUGGCUCUGCUGAUAAUGCUUCUCAGGAUAAUGAGAAACGGAAUGGUGAAAUUUCCAAUAUUUUUUCUUUAGAAUUAGAUCCAGAUACAAAUGAUAGGAAAAGUAAUAGUAGCAGAAAUUCUGAAACCAGUAAUAAAGCUGAUAUCGCCAUGGAUGGUCAGGAGGAUUCUGGCCAGGUGCCAAAGCAUAGAGAGAUUAGAGGUGCAGAGGCAAUUCAUGCAUUAAAGUGUGCUAACAAUUUUGGUAAGCGCCCUAAGAUUGACCAACAAAAGGAAGCAAUGUUGGGAAAAAAGCGCAGUAGGCAGACCAUGUUUCUUGAUUUGGAAGACGUUAAGCAGGCAGGUUCAAUAAAAAGUACUACUAGACGGCAAAAUUUUCCAGCACCUAUUACUCGUAUUGUGAAAGAGUCUCGUACCAUUCCUCCACCUGCUGAAAAGAAUGGGGAAAAGCACAGUCAGCAACUUGUCAAAGAUAUAAAACCAAUUGAAUCAACUAAUGAAGGCAACUAUCCUAUGGAAUCUAAUGAUUCUAAAUCUGAAUCAAGUGCUGAUGUGAACCUAGCACCUCUAGGUCGUCCAAGACGGAUGAAUAGUUCGAUUGACCUCACAUCUGAGGCUCAAACAUCACCUAUGCCUAGGCUGAGUUCUUCGAAACAUCCCACAGAUCUGAGACAAGGUAGAAAUUCACAGGUCCCUGGUAGGAAGCAGCCUGCUCUGACAAGUCAAAGUUCCAUGGAUCCAAAAUUUGGAGCCAAAAAACCUCCGUCCAAGAAGCAACCUAUAGUAAGUAGCCAGUCCCAAGAUACAUCUGUGGAACGUCUUAUUCAGGAGGUGACGAACGAGAAGUUUUGGCAACAUCCAGAUGAAACGGAGCUUCAGUGUGUUCCUGGUCACUUUGAAUCUGAGGAAGAGUAUGUUAAAGUGUUUGAACCUUUGCUCUUUGAGGAAUGCCGGGCACAGCUGUACAGUACUUGGGAGGAGAUGGCUGAAUCAGGAACCCAUGUGAAGGUCCAUGUUAAAAACAUUGAACGGCGAGAAAGAGGAUGGUACGAUGUAAUCCUUAUUCCAGAAUGUGAGUGGAAGUGGUCAUUCAAAGAGGGAGAUGUUGCAGUUCUCUCAACUCCACGUCCUGGGUCAGUCCGAUCACGGAGAAGCGGAACCUCAACAGUUGGGGAUGAAGAGCAGCCUGAAAUAACUGGUCGUGUGGCUGGUACCGUGAGACGACACAUACCUAUUGAUACUCGAGAUGCUACCGGGGCCAUCCUGCACUUCUAUGUUGGAGAUCCGUUUGACACCAACAGCAAUAUUGAUAGUGAUCACAUACUGCGGAAACUACAACCAAGAGGCAUCUGGUUUCUGACUGUUCUGGGUUCUCUAGCAACGACCCAACGAGAGUAUGUUGCUUUACAUGCAUUUCGGCGUCUUAAUCUGCAGAUGCAAAAUGCAAUUCUUCAGCCAAGUCCGGAGCACUUCCCGAAAUAUGAAGAGCAGACACCUGCAAUGCCCGACUGCUUUACGCCAAACUUUGUUGAUCACUUGCACAGGACAUUCAAUGGCCCGCAGCUGGGAGCAAUCCAAUGGGCUGCAACACAUACAGCUGCUGGAACUAAUGGUAUGACAAAGAGGCAAGAUCCCUGGCCUUUUACUCUAGUUCAGGGGCCACCUGGUACAGGUAAAACACACACUGUGUGGGGAAUGCUGAACGUCAUCCAUCUUGUUCAGUAUCAGCACUAUUACACAGCAUUGCUCAAGAAACUUGCUCCUGAAAGCUAUAAGCAGAAUAAUGAGAGUAACUCAGAUAAUGUUGCUACUGGAUCCAUUGAUGAAGUCCUGCUAAGCAUGGACCAGAAUCUCUUCAGAACCCUCCCAAAGCUAUGCCCAAAACCUAGAAUGCUUGUCUGCGCUCCUUCAAAUGCCGCAACCGACGAGCUUCUUGCACGUGUUCUUGAUCGUGGAUUCAUCGAUGGCGAGAUGAAAGUUUAUCGGCCUGAUGUUGCACGAGUCGGGGUGGAUUCCCAAACGCGUGCUGCCCAAGCAGUCUCUGUAGAGCGGAGAACUGAACAGCUUUUGAUGAAGAGUCGUGAUGAAGUUUAUGGGUGGAUGCACCAGUUGAGAGCUCGUGAAGCUCAGUUGUCUCAGCAGAUAGCUGGCCUUCAAAGAGAACUAACAGUUGCUGCUGCUGCUGGUCGUUCACAGGGAUCUGUCGGAGUUGACCCUGAUGUUCUUAUGGCUAGGGACCAAAACCGAGAUUCUCUAUUGCAGAACCUUGCGGCAGUGGUUGAGAAUAGAGAUAAAAUAUUGGUGGAAAUGUCCCGCCUUCUGAUUUUGGAAAGUAGGUUCCGUGGUGGUAACAAUUUCAACAUGGAGGAAGCUCGUGCUAGUCUGGAGGCUAGUUUUGCCAAUGAAGCUGAAAUUGUUUUCACUACUGUCUCAAGUAGUGGGAGGAAAUUGUUCUCUCGUCUCACCCAUGGUUUUGACAUGGUAGUCAUUGACGAAGCAGCCCAAGCCAGUGAAGUAGCAGUCCUUCCUCCUCUUUCUCUUGGUGCAGCACGGUGUGUUCUUGUUGGGGAUCCGCAGCAGCUUCCUGCUACUGUUAUCAGCAAAGCAGCUGGAACUUUGAUGUAUAGUAGAAGUCUCUUUGAGAGGUUUCAGCAAGCAGGCUGCCCAACUAUGUUAUUAUCAGUGCAGUACAGGAUGCAUCCUCAAAUUAGGGAUUUUCCAUCUAGGUACUUUUAUCAAGGUCGCCUUACAGAUAGUGAAAGUGUUGCUAAUCUGCCUGAUGAAAGUUAUUACAAGGAUCCUUUACUAAAGCCUUACAUCUUUUAUGACAUUACACAUGGUCGAGAAUCACAUAGAGGUGGAUCUGUUUCAUAUCAGAAUACCCACGAAGCGCAGUUCUGUCUUCGUUUGUAUGAGCAUCUUCAAAAAACUUGUAAAUCUGCUGGUGUUGGGAAAGUUACUGUAGGUAUAAUCACUCCUUACAAGCUGCAACUUAAAUGCCUUCAACGGGAAUUCGCGGAUGUUUUAAAUUCUGAAGAAGGAAAAGACAUCUACAUAAAUACUGUGGAUGCUUUCCAGGGUCAAGAGCGUGAUGUUAUUAUAAUGUCAUGUGUGCGUGCCUCAAACCAUGGGGUAGGGUUUGUUGCAGAUAUACGGCGAAUGAACGUUGCUCUUACUCGUGCAAGAAGAGCUCUUUGGGUAAUGGGAAAUGCCAAUGCUCUGGUGAAAUCAGAAGAUUGGGCUGCAUUGAUUGCUGAUGCCAAAACCAGAAAAUGUUACAUGGACAUGGAUUCUUUGCCUAAAGAGUUCUUGCUACCCAGGUCAGCUUCUCAUGCUCCUCCACCGACCAAGAUGGCUAAUAAUAGAGGUUACAGAUCUUCCUUACGGCACAGAAUAUAUGAUACACACAUGGAGUCCAGGUCAGGAACACCUUCAGAAGAUGAUGAAAAGCCAAAUGCGUUACAGGUAAGAAAUGGGAGUUAUAGGUCUUCCAAGCCAUCACAAGAGAACUCAUUGGAUGAUUUUGAUCAAUCUGCUGAUAAAUUUAGAGAUUCCUGGCAAUAUGGCAUACAGAGGAGGCAAAAUACAGCUGGAAUUGGGAGAAGAGAUCUGUAGCUGAUGCCCGUGAAUGUGUGCCAUGCAUCAUGGGGACCAACCAUUUUAGUUCCUGAUGUUAUGACUUGCUCCUGGCUGGGAGACUGGUUGAUGGCAUAGCUAUGCAUGCUGAUCGUAUGUGCAAGAGUAUGGUUUAUUGAAAGGACUUCUUGGUGAUGCGAGAAUGGAAGACUAUGGCAGUAAGGAAGCAUUUCUGCUCCUAUAGACUUGCUCCUCCUGGCUUGGACAGCUCUUGAUGACGCAGCUGGUCCAGCUGGUCUUGUUUGCAGAAUAUGGUUUGAGGAAGGGAAUUCUUGUUGAUGAAGAGAAUGGAAGGCUAUGCUGCAACAGAGAGAUAUCCUGGUGGAUUAUGGUGGUACUUGGAAGAUUUUAACAAUUUGAUGGGAUUUUGAGCAAUGGGGGCUCCCAGUCGUGGCUGAAGUUCUUUUGCUGAUAGAUUGUAAAGGUACUUGUUUGAAACUUAUGAUGACUUGAAAUUCUUGACUAUAUAGGUACAACAUUCUCAUUUCUUUGAGAUUUUCAGACAGAGCACUUAGCAACUUGUCAUCAAAGCCUCCGUUGGGACAGAGAAGAAAGUUUAUCCCAGCCAAUGAUCUUGGAUACAGAGCCAUUUGUGGCUUUAAAAUGUGAAUUCUUCUUGUCAGAACUAGUUACUGGUUGCUUCUCUGUCAAUGAUGUAUUACCAUCGAGACUAUCCCAAGAGUUGGAGCUCUGUUAAGUAGUAUGUCUGACACUGGCGUCAUUUGUGCCAUGUUCUGAAUUUGAGCAAGACAACUAGUCCAUGGAAUGAGGCCCGGGCAUUAAGAGAACUGAGCUGACCGUGUGGGGAAAUUGUUUCAGAAAGUUACUGAAUUCAUUUAAGGCUGAGCAUGGAACUCCGGUGAUAUGGUAGCCUGUGAAUUCCAACCAUUACGAGCUGAUGAACAUGUCAGGAUGCCGUAUAGACUGAGAAGUGCUGUUAUUUGGUUCCUAAAUGUUGCUAUGGAGGCCCUUGGCAGAUCCUGGACUAGUUCUGUACAUAUUCUUGUCAAAAGCACAGUUCUUUUUAUUAGGUUGUCUAAUACUUAGGGAUGUAGCAGAAUUUCACAUUUUUUCCCUUCCCAUAAGAAAUUUUGAAGUUUAUUUUUCAUUUUUUCGCUGCGUUCUCCAUGCUCGAUCUAUCUUUGUAUGUUCACUACCUUGGGAAUGAAUGAUAUGUUUGUUGGUGAUGUA
Molecule: messenger RNA, 5872 nt
Organism: Nicotiana tabacum (common tobacco)
Lineage: Eukaryota; Viridiplantae; Streptophyta; Magnoliopsida; Solanales; Solanaceae
Product: putative helicase MAGATAMA 3
Molecular function (GO): helicase activity
Source: RefSeq, a predicted model, not a curated record